Messenger RNA from Brassica oleracea var. oleracea, 483 nucleotides. RefSeq lists its product as uncharacterized. NCBI's taxonomy places the organism in Eukaryota, Viridiplantae, Streptophyta, Magnoliopsida, Brassicales, Brassicaceae. The coding region runs from base 1 to 483 and encodes 160 amino acids. The transcript has a single exon. The record is from RefSeq and is a predicted model, not a curated record.
AUGAUUUUAGACGUUGAUUCCGAGAUAACCAUUUUUGACCCCAAUAGUAGUUCUGAUGGUAUUUAUUUAUGUGAACGAAAAUAUGCAUUAGAACUACUGAAGUUUGUGGAUAUGUUGGACUGUCGUCCUUCUUCGGUUCCCAUGAUUCCUAAUCACAAACUUUCCAAGACAGAGGGUGAGCUUCUUGAUACCCCUGAACGCUAUCGAAGACUGGUUGGCCGGUUGAUGUAUUUGACCAUCACACGUCCUGACAUUACGUUUGCUGUUAACAAGCUUUGCCAGCACUCCUCUGCUCCGCGCUUACCUCAUCUUCGUGCGGUAUACAAAGUUCUUGAAUACAUUAAAGGAACUGUUGGUCAUGGAUUGUUUUACUCCGCUGAAGAGGACCUUACAUUAAAGGAAUUUGCGGAUGCAGAUUGGGCAUCUUGUCAAGACAGUAGACGUUCAACGGCUGGUUUUACCAUGUUCAUGGUUCUUCCUUGA